GGCACAGGCAGUCAUGGAUACAAGCGCAGACAGCCCCAUGCAAGGCCUGCAAAAGGCUGCCGUUUGCUCCAUCUGCCUGGAAUAUUUCAAAGACCCCGUUUCCAUAGACUGUGGGCACAACUUCUGUUUGGGCUGCAUCACGCAAUGCUGCGAGAAGUUCAGGAGUCGUUUCUGUUGCCCGCACUGCCGACGAAGGGCUUGCAAGAGAGACUUCAGACCUAACAGGGAACUGGCGAGCAUGGUCGACAUAGCCAAACGGCUCAAGCUGCAGGCUGAAAAAGUGGCGGGAGGGAAGGGAGCCUGCGGCAGGCACCAGGAGCCCCUGAAGCUCUUCUGUGAAGAUGACCAAAGCCUCAUCUGCGUGGUAUGCGACAGAUCCAAGGAACACCGAGCCCACACUGUGCUUCCCAUAGAGGAGGCAGCCCUGAACUAUAAGGAACAAAUUCAGAAUCAAUCCCAGAGUCUUAAGCAAGAGAGAGCAAAGCUGCAGGAGCUUAAACAGGAUGGUGAGAGGACAACAGAGGAGGGACUGAGAAAGUUAGAUGCUGAAAGGACGAAGGUGGUCUCUGAAUUUGAACAGCUGCAUCAAUUUCUUGAAGAAAUGGAGCAGGCCCUUCUGGACCAACUGAAUGGGCUGGAGCAGGAGAUUAAGGAAGGGCAGAAGGAAAAUAGUGCCAGAUUUUCUGAGGGGAUUUCUGAUCUUGGGGACCUGAUCAAUGAGAUGGAUGAGAAGUGUAAAAAGCCGGAUAGUGAAUUCCUGCAGAAUGUCAAGGAGAUAUUGACCAGGUCUAAGAGGAGAUCAUUUCAUUUGCCAGCCAAGGCUUCUCCAGAUCUGAAAGAGGAACUUAGGAAAUUUGCGAAGAAAACCAUUUCCCUAGCAGAAACCCUGAAGAAAUUCAGAGACUCUUUACACAUUGAACUUCAAGAAAAAGAGGAGGAGGUGCCUUCAACCGUAGCUGAUGUGACGCUGGACCUGGACACAGCAGGCCCCUAUGUCAUCCUGUCCGACAAUGGGAAAAGCGUGAGGUUGGGAGGCGUACGGCAGAAACGCACCAAGUCUCGGGACCAGUUCAACGUGUACCCCUGCGUACUCGGCUGCAAUGGGUUUACCUCAGGGAGGCACUCCUGGGAGGUAGAAGUGGUGGAAAGGGGGUGUUGGGCAAUGGGCGUAGCCAGAGACUCCGUGAAGCGGAAGAAGAGACUGAGCUUCCGUCCCGAAGAGGGCAUCUGGGCUUUAGAGCACUUGGGGGCUGAUCAUUACAGGGCUCUUACCUCCCCUCCGACCCCCCUGCCCCUGAGCAAGGGCUACGAAAGGAUCCGGGUGUGUCUGGACUACGAAGGCGGCAUGGUGGCUUUUUUUGAUGCAGUGAAUGGCAACUGGAUCUUCACAUUCCCCACAAGCCUUUUUGCAGGGGAGAGAAUCCAUCCUUGGUUUUGGGUUGGGCUCCGGUCCCACCUCAGACUAUUUCCCUAGGUUUGCACAAACCAUUUCGUUAAAGAGCGACAACUAGGCGUAAUGGCCCCUGGAUUAUUUUUGCGCAGCAAGUUGGCCCCACAGAAGCAGAGUGGGGGAAAAACACCAUACUGUAGCUGUCUCAUGCUUCCUUGUGUGCCCCCAGUAUAUUUCUAAUCAAUGCCUUUCCAGGUGUCUACAAUGCUGUGAUGAGAUAGAUUUCACCUCUGGUUUAAAUGUGAAUACGUUGUUUGUUUGAAGCAUGUAUUCUAAAAGCUGCAAGAGAAUCUACCUCUUUGAGAAGCUGGGCCACCUGAGAAUCUAUACAGUUCAUAUGUACCUGUUGUAAGAACAGUACGUGACAAAAUCUACACCGACAAGGGGAAAGCUGCAUUCCCAUUCAUAAGAAAACUCUUGGCUGUUUGUAACAUUUGGCAACUAACCUGUGCAGAGGGAUAGAUCUGCACUGGUAUUUUAAUGUAGGCUCACUCCAAAAAGACCCGAACUAAAGCAGAUCUUCCAUUUUUCUUUUUCUUUUUUAAAGCAACAGAUGGAUUUCAAGAACUGAGAAAGAUCUUUCUCCUUUCAAGGAGCCAUAUGGCUGAAAUCGCUCACCGAGGUUCCUGGUCAGAUUGUUGGCUCCUUCAGCCUUUUGAGUUAUGAGAUUCAGUAGAAGAACAUCUAUCACAGCUACUGAAUAUAGUUAUAGGAACAGACUUUGAAAGAUGUUCUGUUUGUUUUGAAGG
Elgaria multicarinata webbii is the source of this 2199-nucleotide messenger RNA. Its product is annotated as zinc finger protein RFP-like. Gene Ontology annotation, cellular component: cytoplasm. The coding region runs from base 14 to 1474 and encodes 486 amino acids. Gene Ontology annotation, molecular function: protein binding; zinc ion binding; ubiquitin protein ligase activity. Gene Ontology annotation, biological process: protein ubiquitination. Lineage: Eukaryota; Metazoa; Chordata; Lepidosauria; Squamata; Anguidae. The transcript is spliced from 7 exons. The record is from RefSeq and is a predicted model, not a curated record.